GCCGCGAGCUUGGCGGGUAGAGGGGACGGCCCUGAGAGUGCGUGGGUACUUGGAGACACACACACGAGUGUCCGCGGCGUGUCUGCCCUUCGACUCCCCAGUCCACCGAGAACAUCCCAAGACGUUUUCCCUCGCCCAGCGACCCGGCUUGGCCCGGCCAGCACAAUUCCCUUCACGCGCGUCGCCCCCUUCCCCACCACGGACUUGGGCCGAUGAGGCCGGAGAGCUUUGUUUUGGACAUGGCUUCCUCUGACCUGGAUCACCUGAAAAUUAGCUACAGAACAAGAUUUUGCUAUACUUCUAGGGUUCCUGAUACUGAUCUAUGGCAAGGUCAGAACAUACUGGAAAACAUACAAGACUGUUUUGAAGAAAAAAGUUCUGAUACUGGCUUUAGCACAAAUCCUGGAAGUCCAACUCUUUGCUCGACUCCUUGCAAAUUAAGAAAUGAUUCUUAUUCAUCACCAAACAAAGAGUGCCAGAUAUCACCUUCAAAGUCUGAUAGGAUUUCUUCAGUGAAAAAGAAAGCUAAUACCUCAGCCUUUUCACAGCAGUCUAUUAUGUUCCAAAAUCAGACAAAUAACAGUUCAGUUGGAUCACCUGGUCUUUUGGCCAAGGAAACAGAGAUAUCACCAUUACCUCAGCAAGCUACUCCUCCUACUACACAAGAUAGAUGGAGCCGCAUGUUUCGAAAUUCAGUCAUCCAACAAACUUUGCUUCCCAAAUCGAGUCAUAAAACUAAAAAGAGCUUAAACUGUGAAGAUAUAGCAGUUUGGUCUGUGAAGAAAGCAGAAAAAGAUGUUAAAGAGUCAGAAAGACGACAAAAGAGGAAACAAUCAGAAUCUUCUGAGCAAAUAGCACAAGGUCCAAAACAGAAAAUUCAACAAAAAACUGAAAUAAGUUUUUCGACAUUGCUUUUAGAAACAGCAAAAAGGAAUUGUAGAAACAGGCAUGUGUCAUCGCCACAGAUCCAUUCUCCUUCUCCCCUUCCAAAUGACUUAGAAUCAUCAAACGAUGAAUUUAUAAUUGAUGAAUCAGAUUGCUCAUUCUCUCAAGACUGGAUUUUAAUACCUAACAAGAAGAGCAAGUCUGUGAAACAGAGCAAGACAGCCCCAGUGGAGAACUCCCAGGACCCAGAAAGAAAAAAGUCAAGGAUAGAGCAACAGAAAGGAGAAAAAUGCAACUCAGCCAGUGGUAAACACCCUGAUACAAAGAAUGGAAUUUCAGAUGUUAUUAGUGGAGAGAAGACCUCAAAAUCCAUAAAACAUAAAACUCAAGCAGUAGAGAAAUCACAGUCCUCUAAAAUAAAAAAAUUAGACAAUUUAUCUGGUGAAGUGGGAAGUGCUUCUAAAUCCACAAGACGUAGAAUAUAUUCUGAGGAGUCAGAACAAUUUUUGGGAAAUAACAGGACUGUUGUGCAAGACCAGAGUGAAAAAUGUGAGAUCCAAAUAGAUAAUAGACAAUCUGAUGAAGGUCUAGUUAAUUUUCCUGAAGAAAACCCAGAUACUGCCUUGAGAACUACUAAAUCUAAAACUAACUUAGUGGAGAAAUCACAAAUUACAGAAAGAAGAAAGUUGAGAAAACGCCAGACUAGAGAAUACAAGUGCAAAGUAGGUAUGAAGCAGCGUGGCAUAGAGCAGACCAAGAAGACAAGAUUUAAUGUGUCACAAACCAGUGAAGAUGAGCUACAAAGGGAGUCUAACAGAAGUUUGGGACAAUGGGAAGAGCGAGCAGAAUCUUGUCAUUCUGCAGAGCAAACACUAUCUGCUGCUGGAAAAGACAAAAACAAUAAUGGUGUUUCUCAGCAAAUUCAGAAAAAAGGACAUUUAAAUAAGACAGCAUCUAAAAACCAACAAAUGUCUAAGAAGAGAGAAAUUAUACUGAAACAAAAUCAAUCUCCAAAGUUCACUAUUACUAGAAGUCAACGAAUUUCUAAGCGUCCAUCUAAUUGGUGGGUAGUUACAACAGAACAAAGCAAUGUGUUUUACAGUCCUACUUUAGAGUUACCAGUAAACCAUAAAAAAAACCCCAAACCAUCUAAAGAAACAAAAAAGAUACCUAUCAAGACUUUGGGGAAAGGAACUAUUCUACUCAAACAACAGAAAUCUUCUAUUUGUGCCAAGCCAAAAGAAGCAUCUAUUCCAAAGAAACAAAAAAGAAAGAAAUUAUCAUAUUCAAGUGAUGAAAAUUGUGAUAUGGUGCACACAGUUCCUGAAUCAGAAAAACAAGAAGGUUCACUGAAAGAAACUCCAAGAAAGACAAACGUUGCCUGUUCUAGUACUGCAGAACCCCUUAAGGAAAAUAUCAAUGAUGUUCAAAAUGCAAAUCUGACACCAACAAUGCCAACAUCAGAUUCUAAAACCUUUGUGACUUCAACUAUGGAAGAUAGUGGACCAGCCAGGUUAAGGAGUAAUGUUUUAACAUCUACAAACAACAAAAUCUUUGGAGAUGAACAGGAAUGUGGUACAAGUGAAUUUGCAGUCAUUGCUACAGUAUCUAAUGACAGAGUUUCACCCAGAAAAAGGGAAAAAGUUAAUACAGAUUCUUGUGAAGAUGAACAAAAAAAGAAAGCAAUUGCUGCUCUGAAUGUGUCUCUUGGAGAUCCUUUAAAACCAACUUGUGUAUUUGACCCAGGAAGAGAACAAAUGGUUUUUAGGGACCUUGUGAAGCUUAAAGGUAGUCAUGAAUUUUGUGUUCAGGAUGACACAUUGAAGAUGUUUAAGAUUUUGAAUACUUCAUCGUUUGCUACUGGCACAUUGAUUUUAGAGCCCUUUAAAGAAAAGGGAAAACAGUAUGUCUGUUCAGAUACAGUGGUAUUCUUUAUUGUCUGUGGUGAUCUUAUAUGUACUUUACAUGAGACAUCUUACAAUUUAACUACUGGGGACGUUUUCUAUGUUCCUUCAGGUAAUUUUUACAACAUUAAAAAUAUCCUGAAUGAGAGAAGCAUUCUUCUUUUCACUCAGAUAAAAAGUGAAAAACCAGAAAAGUAAAAGAACUAUCUGUGUAUACCUAGCAUUCUUGUAUAGGUGGACCAUUUUUUGGGGGGAGUUGCUUUUUUUGUGUGUUUGGAAUUAUAAACAUU
Trichosurus vulpecula (common brushtail) is the source of this 3079-nucleotide messenger RNA. RefSeq names its product centromere protein C-like. The record is from RefSeq and is a predicted model, not a curated record. NCBI's taxonomy places the organism in Eukaryota, Metazoa, Chordata, Mammalia, Diprotodontia, Phalangeridae. The transcript has 17 exons. Bases 213 to 2987 code for a protein of 924 amino acids. Gene Ontology annotation, biological process: attachment of mitotic spindle microtubules to kinetochore; spindle attachment to meiosis I kinetochore; kinetochore assembly. Gene Ontology annotation, molecular function: centromeric DNA binding. Gene Ontology annotation, cellular component: kinetochore.